Messenger RNA from Adineta ricciae, 894 nucleotides. The record is from the annotation of a GenBank genome assembly. Lineage: Eukaryota; Metazoa; Rotifera; Eurotatoria; Adinetida; Adinetidae.
AUGUCUUCGAAUGACUGGACGCUUCUCGUCUUACUUUCAUCGUCCAUCGAACAAUGUCAAUCGAUUGAAUUCCUGCCAUUGACAUCCACCAAUGAAUACACAGUUUACUGUUGUUGUGAAGAAACAAUCUAUCUCUGUGUCAACAUUUUAGAACUCAAGGCGAUCGUCAAUCUCUGCUAUUCAUAUCUUUUCUCGAAAACACAUCAGGAAAGCUCGCAGUUGAAUGUUCUUACGCGUGUUCUACUUUGUUGUAUCACGGAAUGUUUAACAAGUUGGAACAUACGUCGACGUUUGGUCUUAUCGAAAGCGAUUGAAAUUUCUAAGGAACUUCAGUUUGUUGAAGUUCUUCUUCGAUUGAAACCGAAAAGUGAACAAGUCUUUCGGUAUCGACGUUGGUUAUUAAAUCAUGAAGAUCAAGAUAAAGUUCACUUAACAAAUGAAUUCAAUCUUUGCAAUCAAACGGCGGAGAAGCAUUUUAUUAAUUAUGCGUCAUGGUUACAUCGACGAUGGCUGAUGGAACAUUUCAAGGUUGAUAUCGACGAAGAAUUGGAGCGAAAUUAUCGUUGGUUGGAAAGAAAUAUAUCGGAUUCGAGUGGCUUCUCGUUUCGAGCAUAUCUAAUCUCGAAAAAGGUGAUUGAUAUGAAUUUAAUCAAACAAGAAUUGAACGACAAUGGGAAUCUUUUGAAAUUUUAUGUCGAUAGAGAAUCGUUAUGGAUUUACAGACAAACAUUGAUCCUGUUAGCACUCAACCAUUUCUCUCCCGAUCAAAAGCGACUACUAUUCACCGAAGAACUCGAAUUGGAAAAACAAUUUCCGGGAAAUUUCUUUUCGAAAAGAUAUUUUCGUUUUUUAAAUGUUCUUUCAUCAUCUGAUGGCAAACAAUAUCGAAAUUAA